UGCUCCGGCUCGGUCCUUAAAACUGGGAGAAGUGGGGGCUGCAUGUUGUUGCCGGAGUAGACUCAAACCCCAGCUGCAAGAGCCGCCUUGGGGAGUGAGGGCUGGGAACUGACUGCACCCAUAGACCCCGCGUUGUAACUCGAACGCAGGGAGCAAACCUUGCCUAUCUUCCCGCACUCCCCUCUCAAUCCACGCACUCUUGGCUCCGACGACGCCAAGAGACUUGAGGGCGUAUUAGAGCCCCUUAGCGCGGGCAGCAGGUGUCCCAGGAGGGCCUCCAGGUUCCUGACGACCCCGGUUUCAGCAGGGCCCAACCCCUCCUCGGAGCCCGCUGUCCCGCGCCGUUGAAGAUCGUGACUCCCCGCAGGUUCCCGCCUCUGCCUUUCUGUCCCCAGCAUGGCUCUCAGCACAGACGACCCGCUGCCGCCUAGUCUGCUGUCCGUCCAGCAGGCCACUCUCCUGCUGCUGCUCUCGGUGCUGGCCGCAGUGCACAUGGGUCAGUGGCUGUUGAGGCAGCGGAGGAGGCCCUGGUCCUCACCUCCGGGCCCCUUCCCGUGGCCCCUGAUCGGAAACGCGGCGGCCGUGGGCCCGGCGUCGCACCUGUCCUUCGCGCGCCUGGCGCGACGCUACGGAGACGUCUUCCAGAUCCGCUUGGGCAACUGUCCCGUGGUGGUGCUGAACGGAGAGAGCGCCAUUCACCAGGCCCUGGUGCAGCAAGGGGCCACCUUUGCCGGCCGGCCGCCCUUCGCGUCCUUCCGCGUGGUGUCCGGUGGCCGCAGCAUAGCUUUCAGCGACUACUCGGAGGGCUGGAAGGCGCAGCGGCGCGCGGCGUUCAGCACCGUGCGCGCUUUCUCCACGCGCCAGCCGCGCAGCCGCCGCCUCCUCGAGGGCCAUGUGCUGGGCGAGGCGCGCGAGUUGGUGGCCGUUCUGGUGCGCGGCAGCGCGAGCGGAGCCGGCCUCGACCCGACACAGCCGACCAUUGUGGCGGUGGCCAACGUCAUGAGCGCCGUGUGCUUCGGCUGCCGCUACAACCACGACGACGCCGAGUUCCUGGAGCUGCUGAGCCACAACGAGGAGUUUGGGCGCACGGUGGGCGCCGGCAGCUUGGUGGACGUGAUGCCCUGGCUGCAGCUCUUCCCCAACCCGGUGCGCACCACCUUCCGCCAGUUCCAGCAGCUCAACCGCAAUUUUGACAAGUUCAUCUCGGACAAGUUCCGGAAGCACCGCGAAAGCCUGCGAGACUGGACGGCUCCCCGCGACAUGAUGGACGCCUUCAUCCAAGCCGCCGAGAGGAAGGCGGCCGGGAAGGUCAGCGAGGUCGGCGCGCGGCUGGACAUGGAGGACGUGCCGGGCACCGUCACCGACGUUUUCGGCGCCAGCCAGGACACGCUGUCCACCGCGCUGCUGUGGCUGCUCAUCCUCUUCACCAGAUAUCCGGAUGUGCAGGCCCGAGUGCAGGCUGAACUGGAUCAGGUGGUGGGAAGGGACCGUCUUCCCUGCAUGAGUGACCAACCCAACCUGCCCUACGUCAUGGCCUUUCUUUAUGAAACCAUGCGAUUCUCCAGCUUCGUGCCUGUUACUAUACCUCACACAACUACUGACAACACUUUUGUCUUGGGCUACUACAUCCCUAAGAACACGGUGAUUUUUGUUAACCAGUGGUCUGUGAAUCAUGACCCAGUGAAGUGGCCUAAUCCAGAGGACUUCAAUCCAGCCCGGUUCUUGGACAAGGAUGGCUUCAUCAACAAGGAUCUGGCAAGUAGUGUGAUGAUUUUUUCAGUGGGCAAACGGCGGUGCAUCGGGGAGGAGCUGUCCAAGAUAAUGAUGUUUCUCUUCAUUUCCAUCCUAGCUCAUCAGUGCAGUUUCAAGGUCAACCAAAAUGAGCCCUCAGAAAUGAGUUUCAGUUACGGUCUGACCAUUAAGCCCAAGUCCUUUAAAAUCCAUGUUUCCCUCCGAGAGUCCAUGGAGCUCCUUGAUAAAGCUGUCCAAAAGUUGCAAGAUGAGGCAGCUUGCCUGUGAGAAGCCAGAGGAAAGCUGAUAUUUUAGAAAAGCUCAAGUCUUGGAGGAUAGGAAGGAAAACUUAGAAAUUUUUUAGUUCCAUUUUGGUGCCAAUAGUUAAUUAGUCUUUACAGCGGGUGUAAACCAAGUGGCUUGCAGAUGAGAUGUGUUUCACACCCAAGGGCUCCUCCUAAGCCCUGGUCUAGGUGGAAGCUUUGGAAGAUUUUUUGAGUCAAAGAAUUAAGAGGGCCUAUGAAAUUUUUACAUACUAUGAGAUCCUGGUAAUAAUUUCUUAAGAAGCGUUCUUUGUAGUCAAACCCCGCCACCAUCACCACUCAUAUGCACAUGCAGCUAUCUAGUGAAGGAAUAUUUAAGUAAUGAUGGCUUUUUAGAUGGAUGCAAGAUUGAGCUUGAUGUGCAGAAACACACUUCAUGGAAAAUUGUAUUAAGCAACCUUUCAGAAUAUGUUAAAGAUGUAAAGGCGACUAAUUUCAGUGCAAGAUAUGACUGGGAGUGACAAAGGAAAACUUUAGGAACCAAAAAUGACCUUCUCACCUUUUUAGUAAAAUAGCUUAAUGAGCUUGUAGCUAUUUGAGUGGACUUCCUUUUGAUGUCCUGAUGUGCUUUCCCUACUUUAGCAUGAAUCAAGAAGUCAAUUGCUGAAAAAGAAGUUAAUAGUGUAAUAAUUGUGAGUUUCAGACAUUUAUUAUGAAUUUUAAAGUGUGUCAAUUUAAUAGUCAUAGUGAGGAGUUGCAGAGAUUUAUCAUGAAUUUUAAAGUGUGCAUGUUUAAACUAUAAAAUCCAAGCUGAACUUGUACCUCUCUGGGUUGCCAAUCUAUAUAGUAUUUGAAUUAUGAGGAAAAUACUUUGCUGUCCAGCUUUCGAUGUAUGAUUAUAUGUAUUCAUUUUAGUAAUUCUCAUGGGCUUAAAAAAAAAACCAUGUCACCAAAUAGUAUUAAGUGUAUAUACAUAUAUGUUACAUAAUACAGUAUGUUAGUAUCAAUUAUUUUUAGUAGGAACAGUUUCAAAUAUAUAUAUAUAUAUAUAUAUAUA
This is a messenger RNA of Octodon degus (degu), 3051 nucleotides long. RefSeq names its product cytochrome P450 1B1. The transcript is spliced from 3 exons. Bases 397 to 2019 code for a protein of 540 amino acids. Gene Ontology annotation, molecular function: heme binding; iron ion binding; monooxygenase activity. NCBI's taxonomy places the organism in Eukaryota, Metazoa, Chordata, Mammalia, Rodentia, Octodontidae. The record is from RefSeq and is a predicted model, not a curated record.